CCCUAAAAUCUAGUCCCUAUUAGUACGGUCCAGGUGGAACAACCAUUCACUGACACGGGUGAAGCCCAAUGCAAUCCCAGUAAAAACUUGGUCGGUUGUCGAGAGGUCAUCUAAUUCCCCCCUAAAUCCUAGUCCCUAUUAGUACGGUCCAGGGCGGAAUUAAGUGACACAGUUUCGGACGCCUCCCAACCUCCAGUAAUUGCCACGGCGGCGCUGUGGUGCUGGAAGCUGUACGUGAAGAGUCCGCUGUAAAGGAGCUGCAUCGGCAUCUGGAGCAGAAAUGGCGCAACAGAGUAAGGAGGCACAAGAUGACGUCGAGGAAAAGAAGCCAGUGCAAGAGACAGGUGAGUCAUCAGCACACACUACUGAAAGUCUCAGACUAGAAGAUCAGACUCUCCCUCUCCUGCUCCAGCAACAGAAUAUUGGUGCCCAGGAAACCAGGGAGGAUGGAGGAAAGAAAAAAAUGAUGGAAGAUCUGAAAAUUAUUCCUGCAGUGGAAAAUGCAUUAAACCUAUCAUUAAUUGAAUCCCUUCAUACAAGUUCCAUGAUUGAAGAGAAAGGAGAGAAUUUGCACCCAGAGAGCUCAGCUGAGCAGGGCAGGGUUGUUGGAGUCCAGGAAAUCGGAGUGGAUGAAUUGAAACCAGUAAUUCCCAAAGACGUCGGGGAUAUAUCUGGGAUGGAGAAUGCUACACAUGAAUCAAUGCUCAAAUCUCUGAAUAUGAAUCCUGUGAUGGAAGACAAAGGAGUUAAUUUGCAACCAAAGGAGGGUAGUGUGGAAAGAUUUGAAGGUGCAGGGAAUCGCAGCACCCCAGGCGGAAUAUUACACACAAAAAAGCAAGAGUGCCUGGUUGUGGGCCCCGGAGCUCAGGAGAACAGAGAGGACAUGUGCCCAGAGAUUACACCAGCUAAGAAACAACGUGUCCAACAAGCAGCCGAAAAUGAAUUCAUGGUCCUGGAUAAAGGAACAGACAAACGUUGCAAGAGGAAGAGGAAAAAAGAAAAGAACGAAGUAAAAAAGAACAGCACUAUUAAGUUUCCACCUCUACACAAAAUCAUGGUGCUGUUGAUUCGACAAAUGUUUUCAGCACUGGCAUCAGUACAAUGGAGCUGCUGGCUUAGGCUUAUGGUUCUCCUGCUGAAUGUCUGUGCUUUAUCCUCUUCUUCAUGUUCCUUCUGCCAAAUCCAUAAAUUCUGUACGGAGGAAAAUCUGCUGAACCAACACCUGACAAUCAGUAUAGCGGGCAAGGAGAAUUACUGCAGUUUCCAAUUUACCGAGCUCUUCAUGAAAGAAACAUGUAAUAAAACAGUGGUGAUACUGAAUGAGACACAGAAAUGUGUGUUGUUGUACAUGGCAGAUCUGACACAUAACGAUCUAUAUUUGGAAUAUGGCACUGGCCGUACACUUCCCGUUCCGGCUGCACUUGCAGGAUGUUGUGACAAUUCCUCAAGUAAAAACCUUGAAGCUGAUAAUCCUACCCAGCCUGGGGCAGCUGAGACAGGCCAUGACCUAAUAGCAGUGCUUAUAUUAGCAAGUCUUGGUCUUAUUGGUCAUUUUGUAGCUAUAUUUGUGGCUUAUAGAUGUAAACGAAAAAGAACUAAACGAGGCACUUCUAAGCAUGUGGAAACCCAAGAUGUGGUUAUUGAAAUGAGACGGGUUGGUGUCACAGAUCAUGUACCAGAGCAUCAUCACUCUAAUGGGAAGAUUUCCCGUAUAAGGGACCAAGAGAACCUUCCAGCAGACAGGGACGCAGUAUCCAUGGAGGAUUGUCCUGAACAAGACUACAGUGAACAUAAUGAGAAUACACUCUCCCCAGUGGGUAUCCCAUUAGAAGAGCAUCCUGAAAUGAAUUUGGGUACUUGCUCUUCCCCACAAGGUGAAGGAGAGAUUGAGCCCAGAGAUGAUAAUGUAACUAAGCCUUUACUAAUACCAAAUAUGGCUGUUGGCAAAAGAAAUGGAAACAUUGUUUAUUAAUGUCGCUAAACUGCCUUAUUGUGGGUGUAACCUUUCUGGUUACUUUUAAAUGGGUUGUUCCCCUUUAAAUUAACUUUUUUAGUAUGAUGUAGAGCGUGAUAUUCUGAUACAAUCUGCAAUUGGUUUUUAAUCUUUUUGUGAUUUGUGAUUUUUAAAUUAUUUAGCUU
Messenger RNA from Xenopus laevis (African clawed frog), 2139 nucleotides. RefSeq lists its product as uncharacterized. Lineage: Eukaryota; Metazoa; Chordata; Amphibia; Anura; Pipidae. The record is from RefSeq and is a predicted model, not a curated record. Bases 281 to 1972 code for a protein of 563 amino acids. The transcript has 11 exons.